GAAGUGUCUGAAGAUUGAGCGGAAGCUGCUCCCGACGGGCUCGGGCGCGACGGGCCCCGCUGCGAGGGGACCAGUCGGGUUUGCGGGAGGCUCCGGCAGCCGGAAGUGCGUUUUAACGGGGUCCGUCCCUCCGAGCGGGGCAGUGACGUGGGCCGCGGGCAGCGCCGGGCCCCGCUGUAGGGAGCCCACGGGAGCCGCCCGCGCCCAGCAGGGGGAGUCCGGAGGAGCCGCCGCGCCUGGGGAGUGCCCUGGACAGCGCCCCCCGGCGCCGCGGGCGGCCGGGCGCCUCCCGGGCCCGCUCCGCGCACCAUGUCCGGGCCGCCGCUGGGGGCGCCGCAGAGCCCCGAGGAAGGGCCCGGCAGCGCCGCGCAGUGCAUUGCAGGCUGUAUGUACCAAGUAGUUCAGACGACUGGGCCGGAUGGAAAAAACCUUCUGAAGUUGCUUCCAAUCACUAAAUCGUCUGGAAAUUUUAUGCCACUAGUUCAGUCAUCAGUUGUGCCUGAUGCUGCAAAAGGGAAUGUAUCAAGUCCAGUUCAUUUUACUUUUAAGACACAGAUUGCCAAUAGCACCACAUCUUCAUCUGUCAAGAUACCUGUUUUUAAGUCCACUAAUCCUGGAAAGAUCAUUCUUACAAGGACAUUGGAUAAACAGGAAAAUGUUAGCGUGAUCCCUGAAAAAGAGAGCUUGACUACAAAACCAGUUUCUAAUGUUCAGAGUAAUUCUGUUUCAGUUGAUAGAUUGUCUUUGCAAAAUGUUGCUGUGUCAACUUCAUCUAACCAGAGUAAUACAGCAUAUGUGUUAGUCAACACAAAAAGUCUUCCAGUGACUGUGAAGUCUCCUGUGCUGCCUUCUGGGCAUCACCUACAGAUACCAGCUCAUGCAGAAGUGAAAUCUGUCCCAGCUUCUUCUUUACCACCUACAGUACAGCAGAAAAUACUUGCAGCUGCAGCUACAAAUGCCUCUGGAGCAGCCGAAGCCACAAAAACACCAACUGUUAUUUAUGUGUCACCAGUAAAUACAGUGAAAACGGUCGUUCCCAAGCGCUUGCAAACCAUUUGCCCAAAACCUGUCACAGAAAUUUCAGAACCCAUCAUAAUGACAACUACACAAACGACGGUAAAGAGUUCUGUUCCGCCAGUGGGAACUUCUGAUGGCCAACAGCGCCAGCAGACUCCGAUGAAAUGGGUCGUGCAAGAAAAUUCCCAGGCAUCAAUACCUUACCUUGUUCCUGUGAAGUCAUCAAAUAACAUGGCUUCAAAGAUCUUGAAAACUUUGGCAGAUAUGAAGAAUGUAGAAAAAAAUUCUGCAAAUAUUUUACCAAUCUGUUCUAACAGCGCUAGUGGAAGUCAGACAAUCACUCCCAUUAAAGAUAAUGCUCUGGUGAUGUACAAUGGGAAAGUGUAUUUACUGACUAAAAGAGGGUCUGAUAUUCUGUCAGCCCAAAUUGACCAACAAGCCUCUCCAGGUACUGAUGCUUCUUUUAAAAAGGACACAUCUCAGCUGAUAACCAAUAAGGUGGUAAAUCUAGUAUUGUCAAAAAAUAAAAGUAUGACACUUACCAAAAAGGGUCCAAAGCCAAGUGUAAAUACAGAGCUUGUUCCACAGCCUGAUUUAAGAAAGAACUUAAAAUCUGCACCCACUCUACUUGCAACACCAAGUGUGAAUCAGCAUAUUAUUACUACAAACCAGUGCAGGCCUUUGUCCACAACAGGGGGGAUUUCAAAUGAAGUGAAACCAGUUAAAAAAAUGGUGACGGAUGAAAACAUGCAUUCUGACAGCAAAGAGAAGAGUCACUCUCCCAAAGCAGCAACUGCUGUUACACCUCAAUCAAAACAACAUUAUGCUUUCAGUGAAGAAGAACAAAAGAUUCGAAAUGAGAAGGUGUGCUCAUCAGAAAAGGCCACUGAAAUCAAACACAAAAGAGAACCCCAUGGGAAACAAUACCUUGAAUUAAGAAAGAAAUUCGGUCUUUUUAAAGAGGAGAGAGUAUACCUUAAUAGAAUUCCCUUUGGAACUCCUGCAGGAUCAGAAGCAAGUGUGUGCUCCAGUAAUAACUUUAAAAAGAAUAAUGAUUCUUGGAGUGCAUCAUCACAAGAAAUGGUGAUAACAACCAAGAAGCAGGACCAUGGUGAAGAGGAAAAGAUAAUUGUGCACCUGGAACAGGAUUUGACUAAAAAAAGAAAAGCAAAACUCUCACCAGUGCCAGAAAAUGGAAAGAGAAGGAAAAUGACGGUCAAAUCAGCCAUAAAUCCAAGCGUGGAAAACAACAGCACCAGUUCUGUAAUACUUAACAAGCGUAUUUCAUCCACACCAGUUUUAUCACAGCAGAAAAAUUCCACAAGCUCUAUUGCAUCUUCUCUAGGGAGGAACUCUGAGCAAGACUCAUGUGUUCAAGAUAACCAAGUUCAAGACACAUGCUGUUCAGCUUUAGUUUCUUCCGAAGAUGAUGUUUCAACUAAUGAAAGUUCCUUUCGAGAAGAUGCUUUCCCUUUGACUCCACCGGACUUGGAUGAAACAAUCAGAGAUGAAAAAAUAAAACGACUGAAACGGCUAUUAAGAGAACGAGAGGCAGCACUGGAAGAAAUUCGUAAAAAGAUGCAGCAGACCUGAAAAAUCUAACUAGUAAUCUGGACCAUAUUCAUUCUGACUCCCUUGACAUUGGUGACUCAAACAAGAGAUUAAUUUGGUUUAGUGCCUCUGAACAUUUAAAAUGAACAUAUAAUCUAAUUUUCUGGUAUUCACAGGACAUUAAUGGGAGCUAAAAUGCAUGUAUAUAGAGGAGAGUAGAUUCCAGGAGUAAGGAACUUAAGAACUGGGUUGUCCAGAAUUCUGCUUUUGGAGAGCCCGUAUGUGUCAAAGAAUUUAGUGUGCAGAAGAUAUGCUACUUUAAUUUUCAGUGUGGUGUAUUCUUUAGCCUUUAGAGUGAGAGCUUUUCUGUACUAGUGCUAGAAAAUUCUCGUGCUUUGGAAUUUCAAGACCUGUUUUUUGGAAAUGAAAUGUGAAUUGAAAACCUCAACUGUAGAUUUUUUUUUAUUAUUAUUUUUAGUGCAUGCUGACUUGUGAAUUACAGGAAAUAAACUAUAACAUUAAAUUGUUUCAAUA
This is a messenger RNA of Dermochelys coriacea (leatherback sea turtle), 3102 nucleotides long. RefSeq names its product ligand dependent nuclear receptor interacting factor 1 (gene LRIF1). The transcript has 4 exons. Gene Ontology annotation, molecular function: nuclear retinoic acid receptor binding. The coding region runs from base 310 to 2610 and encodes 766 amino acids. Gene Ontology annotation, biological process: regulation of DNA-templated transcription. The record is from RefSeq and is a predicted model, not a curated record. Lineage: Eukaryota; Metazoa; Chordata; Testudines; Dermochelyidae.